This is a messenger RNA of Pollicipes pollicipes, 1158 nucleotides long. Its product is annotated as SH2 domain-containing protein 3C. Gene Ontology annotation, molecular function: guanyl-nucleotide exchange factor activity. Lineage: Eukaryota; Metazoa; Arthropoda; Thecostraca; Pollicipedomorpha; Pollicipedidae. Bases 1 to 1158 code for a protein of 385 amino acids. The transcript has 8 exons. Gene Ontology annotation, biological process: small GTPase-mediated signal transduction; positive regulation of peptidyl-serine phosphorylation. The record is from RefSeq and is a predicted model, not a curated record.
AUGGACAUUUUCCAAUCGAGGCCGGCCGAGGCCUCCAUCGACGGCCCGCGGUCUCUCGAGUGGGAGCUGAGCCUGGACAGCGCCGACCUGCGCUCGCACGCCUGGUACCACGGCCGCGUCGGUCGGCUCGAAGCCGAGUCCCUGCUCAGCGAGGACGGAGACUUCUUGGUGCGCGAGAGCACCUCCCAGCCGGGGGAGUUUGCCCUGAGCUGCCGCUGGAGCGGCACAAGCGUCCACUUCAUGAUCAAUAAGGUGCGCGUGAACCCCGACACCAUCUACGAGACCGAGCAGUUCUUCCUGGAGGACGAGCCGUACGAGACGAUCCCGCACCUCAUCACCAGCUACGUGGGCGUCGAGCGGGCCGUGUCGGCCGCGUCGGGCGCGCGCCUGCGCCGGCCCAUCACGCGCACCGUGCCGAUCGAGCCGGCGCCGCUGCGGCCUGUCGAGGUGGCGCCACCGUCGGCGUUUGACGUUGACGCGUUCGAGACGCUGCUGCUUCCGGUGACACACAACGCGCCGCUGGACGCCACAGCGCUGAAGGGCGUCACCCUGGAGCUGCUGGAGGCGCCGGCGCGCGUGUUGGCCGCCCACCUGACCUGGUGGGACCUGCGGCUGCUGGACGACGGGGAGGAAGACCUCGGGCUGGGCGUCGUCUCGGGCAUCGAGCUGGUCACGCUGCCCCAGGGUCAGCAGCUGCGACAGGACCUGCUGGAGAGAUCCGAAUGGUUUUCGGCCUUCGUGAUCGCCACCAUUGUCAGCCAAGAGGACGAAGACGAGCGGGUGCAGAUGAUCAAUAAGUGGAUCAACGUGGCGAUCGAGACCAAGACAGCCCUUGGAAACCUGUACGGCUUUGCCAGCAUCAUAAAAGGGCUCUGCUCUCGCCAGGUCCAGAGGCUGUACGUCACGUGGCACCGUGCGCGGCAACGCUUCACGGCCGCUGCCGUCGAGUUCGAUGCGCAGCUGCGGCCCUGUCUGCGCAGCAUGAACGAUGGAUCCAACGCCGAGGCGCCGAACACGUGUUUGCCCCAUCUGGCGCCGCUGGCAGCGCUGCUGGAGGAGGCGCUGGCGCCGGCCACCACCGACCAGCUGGACCGGCGUCGCCUGCGCGACCAGUCAUCAUCACCCGGGCGCCAGGUGGUGACGGGGAGGCCUGUGUGA